UAUUUUGCCCCCUUUCUCUCUGUUUUUUCCUUUUCAUUUGAAUUAAUAUAAAUUAUUAAAACUGUUUUUUUUUUCUUCUCUCUUCGUUACUGCUACGUUCGUUUGAAAGGCGGGAGAGAACCGAAAAGAAAAAGAAAUCCAUUGCUUUAUUUUGCCUUAAUUGAUCAGAAGCCACAAUCCUUUAAGAUUUAAUUUUCUCGUUUGAUCUCUGUUUCAAAUAGGUCUUGGAAAUUUUGUCAAAAAGGAAGAAUGGGGUAUAUAGGGGCACAUGGUAUAGCGGCUUUGCAUAGAUACAAAUACAGUGGUGUGGAUCACUCUUACCUUGCUAAAUAUGUAUUACAACCCUUUUGGAACCGCUUUGUUAACUUCUUCCCUCUUUGGAUGCCACCAAACAUGAUAACACUUACAGGGUUUAUGUUCUUGGUUUUGUCUGCACUGCUCGGUUAUGUUUAUUCCCCUCGCUUGGAUUCACCUCCACCAAGAUGGGUUCAUCUUGCACACGGGUUGCUUCUAUUUUUGUAUCAGACUUUUGAUGCUGUUGAUGGGAAACAAGCUAGACGAACAAACUCCUCGAGUCCACUUGGAGAACUUUUUGACCAUGGGUGUGAUGCACUUGCAUGUGCGUUCGAAACCAUGGCUUUUGGGAGCACUGCCAUGUGCGGAGGGGACAGUUUCUGGUUCUGGGUAAUUUCAUCUAUACCAUUUUAUGGAGCUACAUGGGAACACUAUUUCACCAAUGCACUUAUCCUUCCUGUUGUCAAUGGGCCGACUGAGGGUCUUGCGUUGAUUUAUGGAUUGCACUUUAUGACAGCAAUUGUUGGUGCCCAGUGGUGGGCUCAGUCAUUUCAGCAAUCGAUACCCUUCUUGAGUUGGAUACCUUAUGUUAAUGAACUUCCAACAUAUAAAGCUGCUGUGUAUUUGUUGACACCAAUUGCUAUUUUACCUACAGUGGCUUGCAAUAUAAGCAAUGUCCAUAAGAUCGUUAAGGCAAGAAAAGGAAGCAUGUUACUGGCAUUAGCAAUGCUUUAUCCUUUUGUUGUACUCAUGGGAGGAGUGCUCAUUUGGGAUUAUCUGUCGCCCUCUGAUGUUAUGGGAAAUUAUCCUCAUUUAGUUAUACUGGGAACAGGACUUGCAUUUGGGUUCCUUGUGGGACGGAUGAUUUUGGCUCACCUGUGUGAUGAACCCAAGGGACUGAAAACUAACAUGUGCAUGUCACUCUUGUAUCUUCCAUUGGCAAUAGCAAAUGCUCUUACAGCAAGAUUAAAUGAUGGUGUUCCUUUAGUUGAUGAGUUUUUGGUUCUUCUUGGUUACUGUGUAUUCACAGGAUCACUCUACUGUCACUUUUCCACAUCAGUUAUCCAUGAAAUCACGACAGCUUUGGGAAUUUAUUGCUUUAGGAUAACUCGGAAAGAAGCUUAAACAUCGGUGAUGCUUAUCUGGGGUGCGGAAUCGGAGCACUGGCAUAGUGAUUCAAUAUGUUAGCAAAUUCAUUGUGAUGUAUACAUUGAUGAUUGAACUUUAUAUAAAUCUAGUUCCAGUUCCAAACCAUUGAUAAAUGAUUUAUUGAAAGAUUAGGGAAAUUUUGUUAUGUAAAACUCUUUUCAUCUAUGACUUGAAUGUAUGAAUAAUGGUAGACAUCUGGACUAGAA
Messenger RNA from Gossypium arboreum, 1649 nucleotides. Its product is annotated as choline/ethanolaminephosphotransferase 1-like. Gene Ontology annotation, cellular component: membrane. Bases 250 to 1419 code for a protein of 389 amino acids. NCBI's taxonomy places the organism in Eukaryota, Viridiplantae, Streptophyta, Magnoliopsida, Malvales, Malvaceae. Gene Ontology annotation, biological process: phospholipid biosynthetic process. The transcript is spliced from 20 exons. The record is from RefSeq and is a predicted model, not a curated record. Gene Ontology annotation, molecular function: phosphotransferase activity, for other substituted phosphate groups.